CCGGUGUCCUUUUUCUCUGCACGCUGCUUGCUCGUAUAGCCAAAGCACGCAGCAGCUGCCCUUCAUCUCAAUCAUCAUAAAUCAUCACUCACUCCUCAGUGCCCAGCCGCACAUUAAAGCUCACACCACCAACCUCCGCAGAGCCCAGAGAGCAGAGCAACAGCUGCUAGCUAGCUCCCGUUUGAGCCUCUCUAUCAGGCCGGUUGAAGAGCGGCCGGCAUCUAGAGCUACCGGUUGCUGUCCAUUGGGGACUUGAAUUGCAGCUGCUACUGAAGAUGGAGCGGCGCAAUGGCGGCGCACGCGCCCUCGCCGCCGCCGCCGUGUGGCUUCUCUGCUCUGUCGUCGUCGUCGCCGGCGUCUCGGCCGAGCAUUCCACGCAGCAGUGGCGGUCGGAGCCUGCGGAUCCCGGGCGCCGAGGUUCGUCUCCGGCUCCGGCGCCGUCGUCGUCGUCGCCGGCGCCCGCUCCUGCGCCGACCGCCGGGGCCGACGAUCUGCCGGCGCCGGUGUAUUCUCCUGCUCCGGUAACCACGACGCCGCACUUCGGGUUCCCCUUGCAGCCGACGGUGGGAGUCACCGCGGCGCCUCCGGUCGCGGGAGCCCCGGGCGGCGGCGGCGAGGGUUACCCGUUCAUCGGGAGCAACCCGACGGUGCCUCUGCCGACGGGAGUCACCGACACCGCCUCCGUGCUGCCGCUCCCCGACACCACACAAACCCACGACAAGGUGGUGGGCCGUGCUUCACUCCUCCGAGCUGCUCCGGCCGCCAUGAUUGGGCUCCUGCUCGCCUUCUCCGUGCUGCUCUUCAACUAAUUGUCCUUUUAUCUUUAUCCUCUUUAGACUUUUUCUUUUGCGUAUAUUAUCCUCUUUAGACUGAUGUAGUGAUGUGAGCUAGUAAUUGUCAUUUUGGUCUUUCUUUCUGUCAUUUUGAUCUUGUGUUUACAUGGACGAGCAGAUUUUGCACGCCUGUAAAAUAUUCUGUGGAUCAUGUCUCGUUCUCGCAUUCUCCACCAGCUGCGUGCUGAAAGAUUUUGUGAUUAUUCAGUCCGA
This is a messenger RNA of Brachypodium distachyon (stiff brome), 1046 nucleotides long. Its product is annotated as mucin-1. The coding region runs from base 276 to 809 and encodes 177 amino acids. The transcript has 3 exons. Lineage: Eukaryota; Viridiplantae; Streptophyta; Magnoliopsida; Poales; Poaceae. The record is from RefSeq and is a predicted model, not a curated record.